This is a messenger RNA of Schistocerca nitens (vagrant locust), 8110 nucleotides long. Its product is annotated as breast cancer anti-estrogen resistance protein 3 homolog. The record is from RefSeq and is a predicted model, not a curated record. Gene Ontology annotation, molecular function: guanyl-nucleotide exchange factor activity; phosphotyrosine residue binding. Bases 149 to 2839 code for a protein of 896 amino acids. Lineage: Eukaryota; Metazoa; Arthropoda; Insecta; Orthoptera; Acrididae. Gene Ontology annotation, biological process: positive regulation of peptidyl-serine phosphorylation; small GTPase-mediated signal transduction. The transcript is spliced from 17 exons.
ACCUCUGCUGUGCUGUUCUGUGGUGUGCCGUGCCGUGCCGUGCAUUGGUGUGUGUCGGCGUGCGGCGAUGUGGCGUCGCGCCGUGUCCUCGUAGUGUGCUCCUGCAACCCCGCCUGUCUCAGUUCCCUGCGACCGUCUCUCCGCCGCCAUGGGCAAGAGCGGCAGCAAGCUCCGCAAGAAGCGCAGCCAAAGCAUCGCGUGGAGCUUCCGGUUCCCGUCGCUGAGUUCGCUGUCGCGCCGCAAGAUGGCAGUGCCGCCGUCGCGGCCGCACAUGGACGUGCGCACGUGGAUCGAGGUGCUGGAGCUGACGCAGUACGCCGCGCUCUUCGAGAAGUUCGACGGCGUCGAGGACCUGCUGACGUUCUCUGAGGAGGACAUCAGGGACCUGGGCGUGAAGAACUCGGCGCACCGCGCCAGAAUCGUCUCCAGCCUCGUCGCGCUGCGGGCCAAGUACGAGAAGAGUGCGAGGCGGAAGGACAAGCCGCAGCGACACAGCGUGGCCGUGGAGCCGAGCCGUCUGGUGCAGCAGAACGGCACGUCCGACAUCCUGGUUGUAAGCGACGUCAUACAGAGCAAGAGCCUAUGUAACCUGGUGAUGGAGGGCGUGUCGAGCCCCGGGUCGUCGCCCGGCGCUGGCGAGGUGCCGGGCGAGCUGCGCAAGGCGCUGGAGUGGGAGCUGUCGCUGGACGCGCGCGACCUGCGCUCUCACGCCUGGUACCACGGCGCCAUCCCGCGCCAGCGCGCCGAGGACAUCGUGCAGCGCGACGGCGACUUCCUGGUGCGCGACUGCUCCUCCCAGCCCGGCAACUACGUGCUCUCCUGCCGCUGCAAGGGGCAGCCGCUGCACUUCGUCAUCAACAAGGUGGUGAUCCAGCCGGACACGGUGUACGAGCGCGUGCAGUACCAGUUCGAGGAGGACGCGUACGACACGGUGCCCGACCUCAUCACGUACUACGUGGGCAGCGGCAAGAGCGUCUCCACAGCGUCCGGGGCGCGCAUCUCGACGCCGCGCAACCGCCUCUACCCGCUCUCCUUCUACGCCUCCAAGUACGGCCUGCAGCAGCAGCAGCAUGUGUCGCCGCUGUCGUCGCCCGGGGGAACCCCCGCGCUGCGCUACAACCCCUACAACUCGUACCGCGCCGCGCCCCAUUCACCUCCUCGUACACGGCGCGGCGACACGCCGCCGCGGCUGCCCAGCAAGAAGCAGCGCAGCCAGUCGCUGACGCCGGCCGACUCUCAGCAGCAGCAGCAGAACCACCAGCAGCCGGCGGCAGCGGGAGAGCGCGCCAGCAGCGCCGACGGCGUCAUCCAGACGGGCACGCUGGGCAGGCACGACCCGCCGCCCGCCGCCAAGUUCUCCACACACUCGCUGCCGCGCUCCGCCGGGCUCGCCGGCAAGCACCAGCAGGUGUCGCCGUCGUCGACGCCGGGGGCGGGCCACGGGCACGCCGUGGCCAAGAUGGUGCGCGUGACGAGCGACCCGGCGCUCAGCCCCUGCCUCGAGAGGCGGCGCUUCGGCUACGAGGGCGAUGGCGCGGCUGAGGCGGCGGGGGCGGCCGACGCGGACCUGCCCGAGCAGCCGCCGCCCAAGCCCAGCCGGGUGCCGUCGCUGCCGCCCAAGGAGCACGCGGCCGCGGCGGCCAACCACGACGCCCACCACCCGCCCGUCUUCGACAACGGAUUGCCGGCGGCGGCCAGCCUGCAGCGCGUGUCGUCGUACCACGCGUCUGGCUCGGACUCUGGCAACGGUUCGGGCGACUCGGCGCAGAGCUCGGCGGCCGACGCCACCGACUGCUCGCAGGCGCAGCCGCAGGCGCAGCACCGCGGCGUCGUGAUCAAGAACCCGCGCUACCGCACCGAGUACGACUCGGCCGCCGAGGACUCGCUGCUGCUGUCCGUGCCCGAGCCGGAGCCGCCGUCCGCCUUCGACCUGGAGAGCGCCUCCACGCUGCUGCUGCCUGUCAUCGAGAACAAGCCGCUCGACCCGUCCGCCCUGCAGGCGGUGCGGCGGCAGCUGCAGGAGACGGGCCCGCGCGUGCUGGCGGCCCAUUUGACGCGCGUCGACCUCUCGCUGCUGCUCGACGCUGCAGACCUCGGGCUCGGCAUCGCCUGCGGACUCGAGCUCGUCACGCUGCCGCACGGCCGACAGCUGCGCCUCGACCUCAUCGAGAGGACUGAAUGUCUGAAACUGUUGGUGGCAGUCACGAUCUUAACUUGCACAACAGAAGCAGAACGAGCAGAAUCAUUAAAUAAAUGGAUUGAGGUAGCAGUUGAGACAAAAACAGCACUUGGUAAUCUCUAUGGAUUUUGUGCAGUGAUGAUGGGCCUCUGCAUGCCACAGAUUCAGAGGCUGUCCUCAACGUGGCAUGUUCUGCGACAGAAAUUUACUGAUAGUGCUUUCAACUUUGAAGCAAAGUUACGACCCACACUGAAAAGCAUGAACGAGUGCACAAAUCCACAGGCACCAAACACAACAAUUCCACAUUUGUUACCAUUUCUUUUGCUGCAGGAUCGCACACUUGAAGAUAUUCUAGGCCCUGCACCAGGAAGCCUGAGCUGGGAGACAUCAACUGCUGACCUCGGACUCGGCACACUUCUGGCACACAUGGAAGCUGCACGCAAAUUUGCAGAAUCUGUGCCUAUGUUUAGACGUAAUGCUGAAAUUGCACUUGGCAGUGCUGCAAAACAGGAUGAACUUCUGACUGACAUGUUUCGCACAGAAUUCCACCUGAAGUUCCUAUGGGGAAGCCGUGGUGCCUCUGUUGCUGCGGACGAGCGCCGUGCAAAGUUUGAACAGGUGCUCGCAGUAAUGUCAGACAAGUGCGAGCCACCAGCAUGAGUGGAGGAUAAUUAUGUUUAAUUGGCUGAUUUGGCACUUAGUGCUGACCAAUGAGUCUUAAUUGUUGGAUGGUAUAAAUGCUGAUACAAAUCAACAAUGUUUUUGCUGCAGGAGAAGAUAUGGUGAGCAACUCUUGUUUCCAGGUCACUGAAAGGCAGUGUGAGGUUUAGAAGAAAGGGCAUGGUGAUAAUGCAAGAAAUGAUGUCUUCAUUCUGACCAUUUCACAUGGUGUCAUGUUAUGUUAAGAUGAAGAGAGCUUAAGAUUUAUUUCAAACUACUGCUGCAGAUAAGGUGACUAAUCUGAACACACCACUGAACACUGCCAUUAAGCAACACAUCAUAGCCUUGUGUCCAAAAAAAAUUAAAAGAAACUAUGGUACUUGCAAAUAUCAAGACAGUUGUUUUAGCAUGUACAUUGAUUAUUCAUUGUCACGUCAUGGGGAUAGGUACAAACUUGUAAUUUUUUCCUAAUAUUUGGAUAAAAGAAAACGUACUUCUGUCAUAUUUUUUUCAGAGACAUGGCAUUGUGGAUUUUCCCUCCUUAAGUUAUCAAAUGAAAUGCAUUAGAUUAUAUAGUGAAAUGAUAUGUGAAAGAUUACCAUGCAUUAGGUGUUUCAAUUUGGUUCAAAUUUUUCAUACACGUGUGCCAUACAUGGAACAGGUCCAGGUAGUUCUUUAAAGUGCUGCCUUAGCACAGCUAGAGGACAGUGUAACCAAUAUAUCUCCAGGAGCUUGUGAAAUGAUUACAUAGAGACAAACAAAUCUCUGUUAAUUACACAAUCAUAACAGUGUUUAUUAAGUGUGUACACAAAGAAUUUAAUGUCUGAAACAGCUGGAACUAGAAAUACUAUAAAAAUACUUAAUCUGUCUUCAGGUUCACUUUACUUGCUUUACUAGUGGUGCUCUUUAGAUUUAUAAUAGAUGCUGUAGUUUAAAACUUGAUAAUAUGUUCUUGCCAUCAAACAAACGAGCAAUGAAGUUUGUGCUCCCUCUCACCUUUUUUGUGUAAUUUCUUACAUCAAGUUUGAGACAGUUAACUAACAACUGUGGUUUUAUGUUGUGGGGAAACAAUAUAGAAUAUAAUGCAUAUGAAUAAUUGGAAAACAUGAACAUAUUAAUUUAAAUAAAUUUUCAAUACACUUUCCUGUAUAUUUUCUCAUGGAUGUUGUAAGAGUAUUUUCCUUAGAGCCAGAUACAUUUUUUCCUCCUGUGCAAAUGUAUUAUAUUUCAAAUGUGGACUUGAGUCAGUACUUUCUCUCUCUCUCUCUCUCUCUCUCUCUCUCUCUCUCUCACACACACACACACUCAGAGAGAGAGAGAGAGAGAGAGAGUUAGUGUAUGUGUGUAAUGCAAUACACUACAACUGAUUAUGGUGAAACUAAUCACAUAAUAUUACAAUACAAUUGGAUUAAGUACAUAUAUUUUACUGAUUGAUGAUAUGGCACAAAGAAGUGGUGCUUACUGUGGUAAUAUUUCCUUUGACAGGUGGAAUUUCUUAAUAUCGGUUUCAUAUUUGUUAAUCUUUUUCAUGUAGCAAGUGAAUAUGUAAAUAAAACAAUUAUUUAUAAUUUCCUGGUUGCACCAUUUUGAUUAAACAAGUUUCUUGACAUACUAGUUAAUGACUGGCUAGGUCUUUACAGAAAGCAGUAAAGUAAUGCCCAAUAGUUACAGCAUCUACCCUAACUUAAGCACUGAAUGAGUGACCAUUCAUGACUGUAAGUAAUUUCCAGUAUGUGAUAACUGUAUGUAAUUAACAGAAAAUUGUCUUCCUUGUGUUAUUUAAGGUGCUUCAAAUUGUUUGAUGAAAUUUUGUGGGAUUUAAGUCUCUUGCUCGAACACAAGGUGGGAUAUUCCUGCUUAUGAAAUUUCCUUUUAUACUUUUGUGUUAUGUUCUAAUAAUACAAAGGCUCUUCAUUCAUUUGUUUUAUAUUGGGUAUGUUAGUUCAGAUCAGAUUGUGUUGCUUUCCCAACUGCUUCUGUUGAUAACAAUCUGCUAAAAGUAGUUAUUCCAAUAGGGGAAAGCUGACUUUAAAACCUAGAAAAAUGGUAUGGUAACUACAUGCAGUUCCAUAAUGAUAUCCAGUGUCGCUGUUGGCUAAGGAUGACUCAGUGGUCAGCUACCUGUAUGUGGUCCCCAAGACCUCACUGUAGAACUAUAUAGUCUUUUACACAGAAGCCCAAAAUUAUUGAAUAAAAUAUUUCAUUUAUGGUGGAAGACAGAUGUUUCAUCCAAAACGUGAACCAAGUAACAGAGAAUUCAAGUACAUACCACAGUCAUUUUCUGGAAAGGGUUCGAUAACAGUUUCAUUAUUUUUGCAUUUGUGUUGACUCUGUUAUUCCAUAACAUAUUAAAAAGUUUUUAAGACUUAACCAUUUGUGUCUUCCGAAAUUGAAAUGACUUCUCAUCUAAAUUAAGCCUACUGCCUGAAAGUCUGGUCCCCUGUGAUCUGAAUGUACCUGGUGUUGAAUAAUACGUAGCCUGGUGGAUAAUAGGUGUGUUAAGCAUGGACUAGACAGUAUUGUAAAAGUAUGAAACGUAAGUGUGUGUGCUCUCGUACAACAAAAAGUUGUUCGUUCCUGUAUUAUGUGCACACUGUCUGAAAUUUUAUGAGUUGUUUGAGAUAAUGCAAUAGUUUUUCAUUGGUUUAUAUUUUGGGCCUGUUCUUUACUCAGAACAGCUACAGAAUUGGUCCGAGAAAUAGUGAAAUUUUCAUUAUGAAGGAAAGAACAUACAUCAUCAUUAGGAUUAGCAAAGUUCCUUUGUUAGUUGUGUAAAAGAGGUUCCGUAAACAAGUUCACGUAUGGCAGGAUUCUUUGUUGUGAUUUGCUUUACUGAAUGAUGCGUCUCCAGUCAUCCAUACGCAACUUGUACUUCCAUAGCCAUUAUAAAUGAACAGUUUCAUGAACAUAGAUGAGCAAAAACUUUUUUAUUUAUGUACUAUUCUUCACACAGUUGUACUCUUAUGUUGCCCGCAGAAUAUGAGUGAUGCAUCAGAAUGUAUUUUAGAAAAUUAACUUUUCAGCAAGUCUUGCUCUCAAGUGAAGGUAUUUUCAGAAGCAGGCAAUAAAGCACAUCUGUGUUUUUGUUUGAUCAACAGUGAACACUGUUAUUGAGCAAAAACUUCAGUAAACUGCUGAAACUUUUUUGGUUGUAGACCAAUAUUACCAUAUUCACCGAAAUGUUAUAUAUUUUUAUAAUUAAGUGACACCAGCUUUGCAUCUCAAAAUUACACAACCACAGCUUGUCAGUCCUGGAUACAUUCUGGAAACAUUUCUCUUCCCAAUUCAGAACCAACUUGAACAUAAGCAAAUUAGUAAGAUACAGUACAACAGAUGAAGUCUUCUUCCCUUGUUUAAUCGUUUUAUUAAAUGUCUAUUUCAUAAUUUUUUGUGUGUGGGCAUAAGGUGCAAAAUUGGUUCUUAUUGCAAAUUUAACACUGUAUCUGUAUCUGUGUAAGUAGUACUGAAAACUUACAUAUAAGGUUGUGACAGAGACAUACAAAUUUGUAACUAAAGUAACAGAUGGCAAUUAUGUACUCUGUGUAAAGCUCCUGGAACUGAACAUACCCUUACUCCUAAUAUCAGAAUAAAAUGUGAAAAAAAAGAAAUGAACUGGAACAUAUUUUCAUAUCUAUCUUCAUAGCAUCAGUUUCUCUGGCAUUUGUGGUAACUUUUAAUUAUAUGUCGAGUUUUCAUACAUAUUUCCCUGUUACUGAAAGAACUGUAGAAAUAUUUCUCUUUUGGUAAAUAAGCAUGAGAAACCACACACUUCUAGAAUGUAAUUCAGUUCACAGUAUGUCAUGACAACAUGGCUGGAGAUGAUAAAUCACUGUGAAUAGCUUUCUGCCCAAAACUUAUACACAUACUAUUACUGUAUUAUAAAUGGCAAAGUGUAUUAAAAUAUGCCUUUGCAAGUAAACUGACAGUAUUUUUUAGUUUUUCUGCAAGAAAACAUAAUGAGGUAAUAUAGAAGAGUUAUGAAUUGAUGUAAACAUUGUAAUGGGAAUUACAUUCAUGUAAUGUUUGUGUUUCUGCAUAAUAUAUUAUGACAAAAGUCUUAAUUAGGUCAUUGAUAAAUGAGAAACCUUAAAAAGGGACCAUUCAACACCAAAAAAAGUUUCAUGUGAGCCUGUAUGGCUAUCUAGGAUUAACUGUGGAGCAUACAGUUAGUUUAGACAGAGAGACUUAAUCUUUAUAAUCAAACCUUAUAAUACGAUUUCAUAUUAUUUCAUGAACCACAUAGCCUGUCUCAAUUUAUGAGAUUUCUAUAUCUGUGUUAUAAUAAUGAUGCAUAUGAAAAAAUAAUGCUUAAAAAAAUAGGUUUUUUGGACUUUCUUGAAGAGAACACCAAUAUUCUCUAAACCUUCUAUAGAUAAGUCAUGGCUGUCUAAGUAAGUAGUUAGUCAUAACAGAGGUGAUGUACAGGUGAUGUCCAAAAUGAAAUGAAAUUAAUGUUCAGAAAGUUAAUGCUGUAUAAAAAUGUUGUAGCUGUAAUUUUUGCAACACCAUAAAUUAAAAUGUACCUCAGAGUAGCAGCUUUAGUUACCAUGUGUCUAAAGAAAAAGAGAAUUUUGUACAUGAACCUUUUUAUUGACAUAAUUGAAAGACAAUAGUCUGUAUUCUCAGAUAAUUAAGUAUGUAUGUGAUUGUGACUAAUGAAAUAAUAUACUUAUGUGUCUCUUCAAUUGUACAAGCAACUUUUGUUACUUGCAUUGCUCAAUAAGUAAAUGUGUUUAUCUGAACAGAAUGCAGCACUAUUAGUUGAAUGUUAGAAGAAGAUUAUUUAUUGUGAAACAUGUGCUUGGUCGCAGAUGUGCUAUUUUGGUAAAGCAGUUAUUGCUAUGCUUUUUAUCUCUGUUUAAGUUCCUGGUCGGAGUAAAUAUCUGUUCCCAUUUAAAACAGUGGCAUAAUAUCUUUGGAUGUAUACGUUGUAUUAAAAAUGGCAUAUAUUUAGAACUACUCAACAUAAAGACUGCUUUGUUAUAUGUGUACAUACGAUGUAAACUGAAAAGUUAUGGCACAUAAUAUUUUUAAUGUCUACUGUAGCAAUGACAAUUGGCAUAUAUGUUACAAAGUCUCCCUUGAGAAGUCUGCUGGACAUUGAAAUUGUGGUACUUUUGCAGAAAUGUCCAGGUGACUUGUGUAAAGCAAAUGAAUAUUUUCUAUUUGUGAGAUGUAUGUUUUGUUGUAUAUAAUUACCUCCACUUGUGUAUUAUACUCUAUGUUUUGUGUAGUAAUUUUACAAGAGAAUAUUAAAUAUAAUUUACAACA